AUUUUGAGAAUUCAGCGAGUUCGUACGAUUUUUACAAGUGCUCACGAUUUUAACUUCGAAGCGUAUAACACAAACGUAAAUCAUGAGGAAAGUUGUAUAUUUAACAGUCUUGAUUGUUUUGGGCGUUGUUCGAGGCGAAGGAGAAUGUCCACAACAAGCGAAGGAAAAAAGCAAGGAACAUACUCAUAGUCAUCUCUUCGAUCAGGACUUCGGACUUGCUUUAACGACUGAUGAUUUGCUCACCACUAUGAUGGCACCAUGGAUAACUCACGAUUACUUCCGUCCUUGGAGAAACUUGGAAGCAAUCACUCGUGAUUUGGGAUCUACUAUCAAGACAGAAAAAGAUUCGUUUACAAUCAAUCUAGACGUUCAACAUUUCGCUCCAGAAGAAAUAUCCGUCAAAACAGCAGACGACUACGUAGUUAUCGAAGCCAAACACGAAGAAAAGAAAGACGAACAUGGAUACGUCUCUCGACAGUUUGUGAGGAGAUAUGCUUUGCCAGAAGGUGUCGAAUCUGAUAAUGUGGUAUCCAAGCUUUCCAGUGAUGGUAUUUUAACUAUCACGGCACCAAGGAAGGAAAUAGACAGUAAAGGGGAGAGGGUAGUACCUAUCACCCAGACGGGUCCUGUUCGUAAGGAGGCCAAAGAAUCGAGUGAAGGUUCAUGUUCAGCACCAGAAGGAAAAUGUGGUAAACAUUAAAUAUAAAUAACCAUUUGCUUAUAA
Messenger RNA from Melitaea cinxia (Glanville fritillary), 724 nucleotides. It is a transcript of the gene Hsp23.7, whose product is annotated as protein lethal(2)essential for life-like. Gene Ontology annotation, biological process: protein refolding; response to heat. Gene Ontology annotation, molecular function: protein folding chaperone. The coding region runs from base 83 to 700 and encodes 205 amino acids. Lineage: Eukaryota; Metazoa; Arthropoda; Insecta; Lepidoptera; Nymphalidae. The transcript has a single exon. The record is from RefSeq and is a predicted model, not a curated record.